CGCGCUCAUAAAUCCCUAUAGUACACAACCGAUAUAGAUUCAACGACCCAACUUCAGUCUAUCACCCAGGAGAGGGACCUAGAUGAGUUCCUGAGUACUGCAACGCUUGCUGGAACCCAGUUUACCGCUGGUAUGUGCAUAGGCCUACAUUAUUGUGCUCUACCUAAUUCUGCUGUAGAAAGGCGCAACGUGAAGAUCAUCAGCCAGCCUGUAGGCACAAAGCACAACCCCUACCUCUUGACGGAUGAAGAGGAAAAGAGUACUCUGCGCAAGCACGCGGAAAAUAAACAACGCCUGCGUGUUCCCAGACGUCCGCCAUGGACGAAGGCCAUGACUACUGCACAGCUCGAUCGUCAAGAAAAGGAUGCCUUCUUGGAUUGGAGAAGAGGUCUUGCGGAGCUCCAAGAGCGCGACAGCCUUCUUCUUACGCCGUUCGAGCGGAACAUCGAAGUCUGGCGGCAGCUUUGGCGAGUAUUGGAGCGCUCGCACCUUAUUGUUCAGAUUGUCGAUGCGCGUAAUCCUCUUCGGUUUCGUUGCGAGGACUUGGAAAGUUACGUGCACGCUGUUGAGGGUCCGGAGGGCGAGGCAGGCACGGGCAAGGGCAAGCGUAAAAGCUUGCUUUUGAUCAAUAAGUCGGAUCUGCUUACUGCUAAGCAGCGGCGGCAGUGGGCAGAUUACUUCGACUCCCAGGGUAUCCAGUACGCUUUCUUUUCGGCAGCAAAUGCCACGGCUUUGCAAGAGGCACGAAGGAACGCCAUUGCCGCAGAGCAAGCUCGUCAGGAAGCUAAGGCGGCUGAGGAGGUGUGGCAGCAACAGAGAGAUGAUGACGAGGGGGGCAACACCAUGGAGUCUGAGCAGCCAAAUGACGGCACAGAGUCUCGUUCUGCUGCACCCUCUCCUGAUACUCCCCUUGCCUCUGAGGGAGAGCUUGAUUCAGAACAAGACUACUCUUCCGAGUCCGAUGUUGACGAACAGCUCCUUAUGAGCGAAGACGAUACUGAGGAUGGGCGGGAUCCAAGGGCCAGAGUACUCUCCGUACUCGGGCUUGAAGAUCUCUUUGUCAGGACAGCCCCAGACCUCAAAGAGUUCACCGAUUCAAGUGGCCAACCUCCCUCGAAACUAGUUGUCGGCCUUGUUGGUUAUCCCAACGUCGGUAAAUCAAGUACAAUCAACUCGCUUAUUGGUGAGAAGAAAGUCAGCGUGUCGUCGACACCUGGCAAGACUAAGCAUUUCCAGACGAUCCAACUCUCGCCGACGCUCGUCUUGUGCGACUGUCCUGGUCUCGUCUUCCCGCAGUUUGCCACCACACGCGCUGAUCUUGUCUGCGAUGGUGUCUUGCCUAUCGACCAGCUGAGAGAACACACCGGCCCUACUUCGUUGGUUGUAAAGAGGAUCCCCCGGGACGUUUUAGAAGCGACGUAUGGUUUAACCUUCAAACCCAAGACCGCCGAAGAAGGCGGGGAUGGCAGGAUUACCGCAGAAGACUUGCUCAUUUCGUACGCUGUUGCGCGAGGCUUUACUCGGUCUGGUCAAGGUAACCCAGAUGAAGCGCGUGCAGCACGCCACAUUCUCAAGGAUUACGUCAACGCCAAGUUGCUUUACUGCCACCCACCUCUUGGCGUGGCAGAGGACGAGUUCAACGAGGAGACUCGUCGGAUAGCCCUGUACAGGUUCGCUGACAAGAAGCGUGCCCCUACAACCCGUGUCGUCAAGAAGGCGGACACCUUUAUUGCCUCUCAGCAGCCAGCUCAGAAUAUCAAGAUGGGGCACAGAUCACAGCGGGUAGACCAGGAAUUUUUCGCGACCAACUCCAACGCGUCGCUCUCGUCACGUCCGUUCGUUGCCGGCGCCGUCCGUGGCGGCCAGGAGUUUACACGGUCGAAGUUAUACCCUCAUCAAAACGCUAUCGCGGACGACGGCACUCCUUUGAGCGGUAGGAGGGCGCGGAUAGCUUCAGUACUUGCGAGUGCAGGAGAGGAGAUUGCUCCUGGGAAGAAGCAUCAUAAGAAGAUGAAGCGAGUGAAGCAGCGAAGUGGUAAAGGUUACGACUGAUAUGUCUCUGGCCAACGGCUGCAUGUAUCUCUUAUGUGAUACUGUAUCUUUAGGUUUCUUCGAGUCCAACCGACUUCCCCUCCUGCCAUAUCGCUGCCGGGGCUGACGCGCGAGUCACGGUCACGUCCGUGACAGCUAUAUUAGCGGUACGUGCUCGCGUCUCCGCGAUCUAUCUCUCCUCCUUCCUUUACGCCUCGCGUCGUUGCCGACCUUCACUGUAAUCUAAGGCGCGCCUUGAGGGUGCUACUAAAACCAUGCCGUCCGCCAGCAGAUCACCAUCAGAGUCUGUCGUAACUACUACUCAGAACAAAACAGCUCGCAUAGGGGGCUCGACUGUAUGCGCUAAAUUAUGCACUGUCUUCGAGGGACGCAAGGAAGUCUUGUUACUCAGCAUCGAUUGUCCUCUCGUUAUUGGUCGGAACCCCGCAGUUUGCAUACAAUCCAGUCAUGGCAGCAUUAUGGUAUCCUUGCAAGACUUGUCAUCAAAUGGGAUACAUAUCAAUAGUAUAAGGAUACGGAAGACGGCGGUGCUCCUCAUGGACGGAGAUCUUAUCCAAAUUGCUUCGAGAAAAUUUGAAUGCGCACACACUCUUAGUGCACCUCCUCAGCGUGUGCAUUUCUUCGAUCCGACACCACGAGACGACGAACUGCAGCAAAUCGGCCGCUAUCUCCUCACAUCUCACUGCUUGGGCUCUGGUAGCUUUGCGAUUGUACACCUAGGCAUGGACUCCAGUCAUUCCUCGUAUAAACAAGUCGCUUGCAAAAUCAUCAAGAGGAAAAAAGGACAGAAAAUGGAAAAAUUAAUGAAAGAAGUUCGCAUACUCACUGCGCUUAGCCACCCGUCAAUCAACCGGGUCUAUGACGUUCACAAUGAUGAGACAUUUCUAUACAUCUUCCUCCAGCUGUGCACUGGUGGCGACCUCUUUUCGUACAUCGUAAAUCACAAGGAUCCUGCAGGUCGUCUUUACGAAGGCGAGACGAAGUAUAUAAUGUAUCAACUCAUCCUAGGACUCAAGUAUCUGCACGACAAGUGUAUAUCACAUCGCGUCUAUGCUAACCUAUCGGCUGCGUGCAACUAUAAGCCCGAGAACAUUCUUCUGUACGCUCCCGGCCCCUAUCCGCACAUCCAGAUAGCAGACUUCGGUUUGGCCCGGCGCAAGUCUUACGAAGAGACUUUUAAUGUCUGUGGUACUGUUUCUUACUUGCCACCGGAAGGCAUUCUCGCGCUCGAGAACAAAGAUCUCGGCUAUGUCGGCAUGCCUGCAGACUGCUGGAGUGCGGGAGUGCUUCUCUAUAUCAUGCUGUCGUACGUCACAUCUAUAUGCUAUUCGUCCAGCUGUUCAUCCACCUGACAGCGGUCACCAUCCUUUCGACUACGGCGAGCUUGCUGGCGGGUCCGAAGAGGAUUCUCAACCUCUAGUGUUAAAGUCGUGGGAAGAAAAGCUGUCCAUGAGUUAUGUCCGGAACGACAGACGAGUCCGACGAAGGAUCGUCGACGAUGAGGUGGAGUUCGCCCCAGAGCUUUGGGACCCUCUGGAAACUGGUAAGUUAUGAUAUACUUUUCGGGUUUCGUAGUGCGCCAUUUGGCUUCACUAUGCUAACAAUCUUAGUAGCUCGUACACUCUGCCUUGGACUUCUGGCUUACGACGCUGCGCUGCGCUGGACGAUACACGACGCUUUCAGAAGCCCUUGGAUCCAGUGCGAUCUGGAAGAGCUUGCUGGUGUCCAUCAGCGACGAGUCGGCGACGGCAAAGAUUGAACCUUCUUCGAUCUACCUGGACCUCUCUGCUCGGUCUCUGGCGCAUGCUGAUGUGCUCCCUCCUUCGACUGCGUUCUUUCGUCCCAUGCUUCUGCCGCCUUUCACGUCCUCCAACAUUGCAAGGCACAGUCAAGUUAUAUCACAACAUAAAUUGUCGAUUGAUACAUGUCUUCCAGCACUUGAUGUGUUUGUACAGCUCGUUGUUAUCACUUUCCGCGUAAUUUACUCUAUGCCUUCAAGAAGUUGGCGUGGACUGAGAGAGUAACGGUCAGCGAGCCG
This is a messenger RNA of Phanerochaete carnosa HHB-10118-sp, 4090 nucleotides long. RefSeq lists its product as uncharacterized. Gene Ontology annotation, cellular component: cytosol. Lineage: Eukaryota; Fungi; Basidiomycota; Agaricomycetes; Polyporales; Phanerochaetaceae. Gene Ontology annotation, molecular function: GTP binding; GTPase activity. The record is from RefSeq and is a predicted model, not a curated record. Gene Ontology annotation, biological process: ribosomal subunit export from nucleus. The transcript has 11 exons. Bases 133 to 2052 code for a protein of 639 amino acids.